GACAGAGCGCGAGGCCCGGCAUUUACACGGAGCUACUGAUGUAAAUAAUGAACUUUUGUCAGUAAAAUAUGCAUUGUUUGAUAACAUGAAUGAUAACUGAUACAGAGAACACGAAUAAACAUAAAGAAGUACCAAGGAUGGACAAGAGGAAAGGAAAGGGGGGUAACAAUGGACCAACCCCAAAAAAGAAAUCCAGGUUCGAGGAGGAGGAUGACCCGUCCCAGUUUGAAGCGGACCUGGCAAUGAUGGAGGACUUUGAGAAUGACAUGAUGGAUGACGAAGCUGCUGGAGGUUCAGGAGACUGUCGACCAGGACCCGAAAUGAAGGCCCCCAAAAGCAAGUGGGCACGACCUGCUGCCCCUGACCUUGACCCCAAGACUGACACAGUGACCUUUCAGCAGUUGGACGUGGACAACUAUGUGGGGAAGCAUCUGGCCGGCAUGCCCGGGGCCACACAGGGCCCAGUGCCCAUCAUCCGGAUGUACGGGAUAACACAAGCGGGCAACAGUGUCAUGGCCCACAUCCAUGGAUUUGCUCCGUACUUCUACGUCCCAGCACAGCCGGGCUUCAAGGAGAAGGAUUGUGGGACAUUUAAGGAUGCUCUGGAGGCGGCUGUGAAGAAGGACAUGCGGUCGAACCGAGAGGGCGUGGUCCAGGCGGUGCUAGCUGUGGAUUGCGUCAUCCGAGAAAGCAUCUAUGGUUACCAUGGCAACAGAAAGAUUCCCUUUCUGAAGAUUACGGUUGCGCUGCCUCGUCUUAUCGCCCCAUCCCGCCGGCUCCUCGAGCAAGGCUUUGUGUGCCCGGGCUACAGCCAGUAUGGCUUCCAGACCUACGAAAGUAACAUAGACUUCGAGAUCAGGUUUAUGGUUGACGCCCAUGUUGUUGGAUGUAACUGGAUUGAGAUUCCCGCGGGGAAAUAUGUCCUCCGUACCAAGGAUGCUAAAGAUGGCCGACUUCCGCCUAUGUCUCGCUGUCAGGUCGAGUUGGACGUGUCGUGGGAAGAUUUUGUGUCCCAUGCUACAGAGGGGGAGUGGUCAAAGGUCGCCCCUUUCCGGAUCCUCAGCUUCGACAUCGAGUGUGCUGGGCGGAAAGGUGUUUUUCCGGAGGCUGACAAAGACCCUGUGAUACAGAUAGCUAACAUGGUGAAAAGACAGGGGGAACGUGAUCCGUUUGUCCGCAAUGUGUAUACCUUAAACACGUGUGCGCCAGUUGUGGGGUCAGAGGUCUUGUCCUUCAAGACCGAGAAAGAAAUGUUGGAGAAAUGGGCAGCAUUUGUCCGAGAUAUAGACCCUGACUUGAUCACCGGCUACAACAUACAGAACUUUGACUUCCCGUACCUGAUCAACCGGGCUGCCCACCUGAAGGUGCGCGACUUCACGUACCUGGGCCGCAUCAAGGACAUCCCCUCUGUCAUUAAGGAGUCCAUGUUCCAGAGCAAACAGAUGGGGAAGAGGGAGAACAAGGUCAUCAACAUUGAAGGCAGGACGCAGUUCGACCUGCUGCAGAUAUUGCUGAGAGACUACAAACUGCGGUCAUACACCUUGAACGCCGUCUCCUUUCACUUCCUGCAGGAACAGAAGGAAGAUGUCCAACAUUCCAUCAUCACAGAUCUCCAGAAUGGUAACGAGCAGACAAGGCGUCGGUUGGCUGUGUAUUGCCUGAAGGACGCCAUCUUGCCGCUCCGACUCCUGGACAAGUUGAUGUGUGUCAUCAACUACAUGGAGAUGGCCCGAGUCACCGGCGUGCCCCUCCCCUUUCUGCUCUCCCGAGGUCAACAAAUCAAGGUCAUGUCACAGCUGCUACGGAAGGCAAAGGAACAGGACCUAGUCAUACCCUCGCAGAAAGUAGACACAGGGGACGAGUACGAGGGUGCCACGGUCAUCGAACCGGAGAAAGGGUAUUAUGAUGCUCCCAUAGCCACACUGGAUUUCUCCUCGCUGUACCCGUCAAUCAUGAUGGCACACAACCUCUGCUACACCUCCCUCCUCAACCCAUCGGUCAUCCAGAAGGAAGGGUUGACGGCAGAGCAGUACAUCAAGACACCCAGCGGGAACCUGUUCUGCAAGUCCACAGUCAGGAAGGGUCUGCUGCCAGAAAUCUUGGAGCAUUUGCUCUCUGCCAGGAAGAAAGCUAAGGCUGAUCUGAAGAAGGAGACUGACCCGUUCAAGAAGGGGGUGUUGGAUGGCCGUCAGCUCGCACUGAAGAUCAGUGCUAACUCCGUGUAUGGAUUCACAGGUGCUCAAGUCGGCAAGCUGCCUUGUCUGGAGAUAUCUCAGAGUGUGACGGCCUUUGGUCGUAUGAUGAUUGAACAGACCAAGCAGUAUGUGGAGGAGAGAUACACCAUCGCCAAUGGAUACAAGCAUGAUGCUAAGGUUAUCUAUGGUGACACAGAUUCUGUGAUGUGCAAGUUCGGUGUGGAGACGGUUGCCGAGGCAAUGGAGCUCGGGAAGGAAGCAGCAGAGGUCAUCUCUCUCAAGUUUGUCAGCCCCAUCAAACUAGAGUUCGAGAAGGUAUACUUCCCCUAUCUUCUGAUCAACAAGAAGCGGUACGCUGGCCUGUACUGGACGAACCCAGACAAACAUGACAAGAUGGACUGCAAGGGUAUCGAGACGGUGCGGCGAGACAACAGCCCCCUGGUGGCCAACCUCAUCAACAUGUGCCUGCAGCUGCUGCUGAUUGAUAGAGAUCCAGAUGGCGCUGUGCAACACGUGAAGCAGACUAUCUCAGACCUCCUGUGUAAUCGUGUGGACAUCUCGCAACUUGUCAUCACCAAGGAGUUGACCAAGACUGAUGACGACUACGCAGGGAAGCAGGCACACGUGGAACUAGCGAACAAGAUGAAGAAGCGAGACGCAGGCAAUGCGCCCAAGCUGGGAGACCGAGUGCCGUAUGUCAUCAUCGCCGCAGCUAAGGGCACAGCAGCAUAUAUGAAGUCAGAGGAUCCAAUAUACGUCCUGGAAAACAACAUCCCAAUUGACACACAGUACUACCUGGAGAAUCAGCUGUCUAAACCACUGCUAAGGAUCUUCGAGCCCAUCCUGGGGGAAAAGAAAGCCGAGUCCGUCCUGCUCAAGGGUGACCACACCCGAACGAAGACUGUGGUAGCAUCCAAGGUGGGCGGACUGGCUGCCUUCACCAAGAAGAAGAGUACAUGCAUCGGCUGUAAGACACCUCUCAGUGUGGAAGGUGUGUCUGUGUGCAAGCACUGCAAGAGUCAGGAGUCGGCACUCUACCAGAAGGAGAUCCUGCAGUUGCAAGUUCUGGAGGAGAAGUUCUCCCGACUUUGGACCCAGUGCCAGAGGUGUCAGGGAAGUUUACAUGAGGAUAUCCUGUGUACAAGUCGAGAUUGCCCCAUAUUCUACAUGAGGAAGAAGGUUCAGAAAGACCUGGCUGAUCAGGACAAACUCAUCAUGAGAUUUGGGGUGCCGACUUGGUAGUGGCCAUGCUGCAGGACUGGUGUUGUGAGAGUGGCCUGUGUGCAGGUCAUCAUGUGUUUGUGACCUGCACAGAGGCAGCAAUGUGCUAUUGACCUGCUGCAUAGAGGCAGCGAUGUGCUAUUGACCUGCACAGAGGCAGCGAUGUUCUAUUGACCUGCGCAGAGGCAGCGAUGUGCUAUUGACCUGCAUAGAGGCAGCGUUGUGCUAUUGACCUGCUGCAUAGAGGCAGCGAUGUGCUAUUGACCUGCACAGAGGCAGCGAUGUGCUAUUGACCUGCACAGAGGCAGCGAUGUGCUAUUGACCUGCACAGAGGCAGCGAUGUGCUAUUGACCUGCACGGAGGCAGCGUUGUGCCAUUGACCUGUAUUCAGGUGUCAAUGUGUUUCAAGUGUUUCAAGCAAGAAGUCAAAUGACAAUUCCGUGUAUAGAGUACCUACCCACUAUUCAGUAGAUUCUGUUUGGCUGCACUAGAUCUCUGUCUCAAACACAUUGCAAGACAGAAAAUGUGAGACAGUUUAUGUGUACAUUUCGGGACUGUCGACUCUUUUAUAAAGUGCCUUGUUUAUGUCAAAAUAUCGAUGAAUAAUGUGAAAAUAAAUUUCAGUGAGAAUUUUCAUUUUUGAGGAAACUCGACCAAUUUAAUAAAUAAUUUCAUUUGGGGGAAUGUAUUUCAUGCAGCUGUCAUACUUGCCCUUUUGGUAAAUUUUGGUUCAGCCAAAUAUUUGAAUCUGAUUACAACACCACUAUCAAUGUUCCAUCCAUUGCCUUGUUUGUGGUUCUGCUGUAGCCUCAGUUUCAUCUGUAUCGUAAGUUAAUGGAUGCAUCCUAGUGCUGAGAGAUUGUUUUGCUAUGACAUGUUCUGCCUGUGAGAGUCUGUGUGGUGAUUUCAGGCAAUGUAUGCAAGAAUUGGUUUUGCAAUGAACUCAAUUUGCUCAGAUGGAAAUUAUAUUGUUUGCAAUCUGAAUUGUUUGACAACAAUGAAUUGUGAAUACUGAAAUUGCUGUACAUAACAUACCACUGUACAUAUUUCAUCAAUAAACAUGCAAGCAAGA
This is a messenger RNA of Haliotis rufescens (red abalone), 4488 nucleotides long. Its product is annotated as DNA polymerase delta catalytic subunit-like. The record is from RefSeq and is a predicted model, not a curated record. Lineage: Eukaryota; Metazoa; Mollusca; Gastropoda; Lepetellida; Haliotidae. Gene Ontology annotation, cellular component: delta DNA polymerase complex. Bases 90 to 3437 code for a protein of 1115 amino acids. Gene Ontology annotation, biological process: DNA replication proofreading; base-excision repair, gap-filling; DNA-templated DNA replication. The transcript has 25 exons. Gene Ontology annotation, molecular function: nucleotide binding; DNA binding; DNA-directed DNA polymerase activity.